Drosophila subobscura is the source of this 1650-nucleotide messenger RNA. Its product is annotated as importin-4-like. Gene Ontology annotation, molecular function: nuclear import signal receptor activity. Gene Ontology annotation, cellular component: nucleus; cytoplasm. The record is from RefSeq and is a predicted model, not a curated record. Gene Ontology annotation, biological process: protein import into nucleus. Lineage: Eukaryota; Metazoa; Arthropoda; Insecta; Diptera; Drosophilidae. Bases 1 to 1650 code for a protein of 549 amino acids. The transcript is spliced from 3 exons.
AUGCUCUCGGCCCUGCAGACAUUUGCCCGAAUUGGUGCUGAGUCCGAAUUCUCCUCCGGCUUUGACAUCCUCGAUGCCAUGGUCGAGCAUGCACCAAAAUUGCUGAGUCCGCAUAUAAAGAGCGUCGUGCAUUUCUGCCUGGAGACGCUGGCCAGCAAGCAGCUCGAUGAUUCCAUUCGUGCGCAGGUGGUGAGCUUCGUAGGAUGCAUUGUCUGCGUGAAGAAGAAGUUGAUCGUCAAACAUAAACUUCUGCAACCCAUACUGGUCGUUGUCGUGGAGAUGAUUUGCACUGAAUCUGAUUCUGAAAGCGAUGAAGCGGAUGCACUGGAUAACUACUUCUCGGGUGCAGGCAACACUCCUGGUGCUUCGGCCACACAAGCCCUCGAACAAAUGUCUGUUCACAUAUCGUCCGAGAAGCUUCUUCACACACUAGUGCCCAUUAUCGAUCCGGCUUUUCUGAGCGGGGAUCCACUGUACCGUCGCGGCGGCUACAUGUGCCUGGCCCUCAUCUCGGAGGGGUGCUCGGAGGCCAUCAAGCGCAAUAAUCUGGAAACAAUGUUGAGCAUUAUCAUUAAGAGAGGCGUUGUCGAUAAAGAUCCUGGCGUACGUAGCGUAGCCUUCUUUGCCCUGGGUCAGUUCUCGGAGUAUAUGCAGCCGCAGAUAUCUGCAUUUGCAAUACAAAUUCUGCCGGUGCUCUUAGAUUUCCUGCAUAGUCUGGUGCUGGAGAAGGCGCUGGACCAAUCGGAGGGGCCCUGCUACAUGACGUAUGACCGAAUGUUUUAUGCUCUGGAGGUGUACUGCGAGAACCUCGAAGACAAAAUUGUGCCAUAUUUGCCAGUGCUGAUGGAGCGUCUGUUAGGUUGCAUGGACCCACGUAACAUCGUAAAAAUUCGACAGCUGGCCCUGUCCAGCAUCUCUGCGGUGGCCACCGCAUCCAAAGAGAAUUUCUUACCGUACUUUCCUACGAUUAUGGACGCUCUGAAGCAGUAUCUGGUGUAUGAGUGCUCAGAGUCGCUGAAUCCGAUACGCAUUCAGGCCAUCGAUACACUGUCCUCGAUCUCCCGCACGGUGGGCAAGGAGAAUUUCAUGCAUCUCGCCCAGGAUACAACGCAGUUUACGCUGACCAUGCUGGAGCAGGGUCCCGAUGAUCCGGAUAUGAGGCGUGCCAUCUAUAGUCUGAUUGGAGGGCUAGCUAUUGUGGUGACUGAGAAUAUGGCCACUGUGCUUCCGAAGAUCAUGGAACGGAUUCUACAGACGGUGGCCACGACAGAGCAGGACUGCAGGACUGAAAACGAACAGGAUGGUGAUGUUGAGGAUGAUGAUAAAGAUGACUCUGACGAUUAUGAGCUGCAGGUUCAAAAUGACUAUCUCUUUGAGAAGGCAGAGGCCAUAUUAACCUUGAAGGAAUUCGCUGUCAAUUCGUAUAAAUCCUUCUCGCCCUACCUCACAAGGGCACUCGAAGCAGUCUACAAGAACAUUGAUCAUGGACAGGAGGUCAUUCGCAAGGCAUCCGUCGAUGCGCUCUGCGCCUUUGUGAUUGCCCUCGAUAAUGUGCUGGACACAGAAGGCGUUUUGCGAGCCUGCGCCAUUCUCAUGCCAAAGUUUUCCAAACUCAUUCAGACUGACAAGGAACCGUGUGCUACAGAAUAA